Molecule: messenger RNA, 1969 nt
Organism: Glycine soja
Lineage: Eukaryota; Viridiplantae; Streptophyta; Magnoliopsida; Fabales; Fabaceae
Product: ALBINO3-like protein 2, chloroplastic
Exons: 14
Coding region: 96-1802 (568 amino acids)
Biological process (GO): protein insertion into mitochondrial inner membrane from matrix; mitochondrial respiratory chain complex IV assembly
Cellular component (GO): mitochondrial inner membrane
Molecular function (GO): protein binding; membrane insertase activity
Source: RefSeq, a predicted model, not a curated record
UAACAUUUUUUCCGUACUUUCUCCGAAUUCAAUUUUCAAGCAAGCCAAGCUACACUUCGGCCCUCGUACGGUGCUUCCUUCCGUUUCCGCCGCCGAUGGCGACUGCGGCGGCGCUCUUUUCUCGCCUCUGCCGCGCGCGGCCGUCCUCCUCCCUCUCCCUCCUCUCUCCUCCACGUGUCCUCUCCUCUCCUCUCCCUCCUCCGCUUCCCGCUCCCGCAUCACCUCACUCUCCAACCCUCGCCUUUCUCGACGCGUUCCGCUCACGCGCUUUCUCCUCUCACAUUUCGGACAAUCGAGAACCGGAGCUGAACUCGUUCGGUGUCGACUCACCGCUUAACUCGGAGCUUCUGAAAGUGAUUGCUGAUACUAGUGGCGGCGGCGAAGACGACGCCGUUUUUCCCGUUCGCGCCGCGAUUUCGAUGCUCGAGUCGUUUCACGAUCUUUCUGGAUUUCCGUGGUGGUUAACUAUAAUUUCAUCUACUUUGGCUCUCAGAAUUGUUGUUCUUUGUCCUCUGAUUUUAUCACUUCACAAGCUUAAAACCAUUGGAGAGUUUUUUCCUAAAUUGCCUCCUCCAUUCCCACCGCCUUUCUCAGGAAAGAGUUAUAUUCGUCAGUUUCUAUUCUUCCAGAAGAAGAGAAAAGCAAUUGGAUGUCCCUCUUAUGUGUGGCCGCUGGUACCAUUCAUUGUACAGGUUCCGUGCUUUUUCUUGUGGAUGAUUAGCAUAAGGAAGAUGUCACUGGAUGGUCACCCUGGUUUUGAUUGUGGCGGUGCUUUAUGGUUCCAGAAUUUAACAGAACUCUCUCAUGGUUAUUCAGGGUUCAUCUUCCCUUUUCUGAUUGCUGGUUUGCACUACGUCACUGUUCAGAUAUCCUUUAGGAAACCUUUGGUUGCAGAAACACGGGAUAUUUUUGACUUAUUAGCCAAAUUUUAUAAGCAAUACUUGGACUUUCUAACGAUACCUAUAGCUAUCACGGGUUUUUGCAUUCCUCAGGGCAGCCAGCUCUAUUGGGUUACCAAUAGUUCAUUAACCCUCAUUCAGCAAAUAACCCUUAGACAUCCUGCUGUCCUUGCAAAGUUGGGGUUACUAGACAAUAGUCAAAAGGGAGCUUCUGAGCAAAUUGCUGCUUCUAAAACAGCUCCUUCACCAGGGUUACAAGAUAAUAUUCCAACAGCAGCUACCAAGGAAACUGUUUCGCCUGAAAAAAAUCCUCUGGAUUCACCUGAAAAGUGGCAUAGAAUACCUAUAGAGGAGAUGUCCCCUAAAGAACUGGUUACUCUUGCAGUCCCAUUUUUAAACAGUGAUGAUAAAGAAAGUGCAAUUCCUUUACUAAAACUAGCCCUUGAUAAGGACCCUGACUAUGUACGAGCUUUAGUUUUGAUGGGACGGGUUCUAUUGCUGAAACAUGUAAAUGAUGAAGCUAAUGAGUACUUUGAGCGUGCAAUAUCAAAACUUUCUCUUGCUGGACAUUCAGCUGAUGCGGAAGAAGUUGAUCUUUUGAUUCUUUCAUCCCAGUGGGCUGGAAUUGCCUGCGAACGGCAGGGAAAGAGGGCCGAAGGACGGGCACACUUUGAAAGAGUAGCAAAUAUGCAGGAGCCAGAAGAUCCUACUAGCAAAGGCUAUUAUUUUGAUGGGUUACUGUUGCUUGCCAGCACUCUAUUUGAUGCAGGUCAAAAGGCCGAAGCUGCGAAGUACCUACGUCUUGUUGUUGCUUAUAAACCUGGUUAUAAAAAAUUCUUGGAACAGUGUGAAAAAGAUGAUGAUUUUACAAGUGAUCUUGCCCGUAGUAGGAGAGACCUCUAAUUUCAAAUUUUACUUCGGAUGUGUGUAUUUAUUAAAUGUCAAAACAAUAAAGUUUUGCCUAUAAUUUGGCAUGUUUGGUUUACAAUUUUGAAUUAAUGUUUUGAUUACUCUUCAGCUCAGAUUUCAGCAAUAUUUUAUAGAAGAUUGUUUCAUUAUUGAAAGAACAA